AUGGGCGCCGCGGCGGCCCUCGACGACGGCCGCGUCUUCCGCUCCGGCGACGCCGCGGCCGUCGCCGCGGCCGCGAACCUCGCGCUCCUGAAGAUCAAGUGCCUCACCGCGCUCGUCUGCGCGCUCGAGGGCGCGGGCGACGACCUCCGGGGCGCCAUCGUCGGCCACGCGGAGCUCCGGCCCGCGCUGGACCGGGUCGCGCUCGAGCUCCGCGAGGCCCGCGUCGAGAACGCGCGGCGCGCGGCCGUCGACGCGCCGCUCCUCGUGUCGCCCGCGCUCCUCGCCAAAGCGGCGCGGGACGGCGUCCAGGAGCUCUUCAGCAUCCGGCUCGUCGUGCGGGGCGAGUGCACGCUGAGCACGGCGCUGCUCGCGCCGCCGAAGGACCGCGGCGAGCGCCGCGCGCGGCAGCGCGCGCUGGCGAGCCUCCGGUCGAGCCUGCUCACGCUCACGUCCGAGGUGUCGUUCCGCGGGGGCUGCCGCGUCGUCGUCUACACGGCGCCGCCCUACGCCGGCGGCGGCGGCGACGAGCUCGUGCGCGCCCUCGUCGAGGAGCACCGGGGCCUCACGGUCGCCGCGCGCGUCGGCGCCGUCGUCCGCCAGGCCGCGCUUCUCGCGGACGCGAUGGCGAUGACGUGGCGGCUCACGUCGCGGUCCGCGGCCUACCGCUGGGUCCAGCGCCGCGAGCGGCCCCUGAAAUGGUCCAUCUACGCCCUCAGCUUCGUGCUCUUCGGCACGAGCUCCUUGGCGAACGACCGGAGCCACCGCAUCGCGCUGUGCCGGAAACAACCA
Molecule: messenger RNA, 789 nt
Organism: Aureococcus anophagefferens
Lineage: Eukaryota; Pelagophyceae; Pelagomonadales; Pelagomonadaceae
Exons: 3
Source: RefSeq, a predicted model, not a curated record